This is a messenger RNA of Carassius gibelio (silver crucian carp), 1722 nucleotides long. Its product is annotated as protein FAM83F. Bases 82 to 1482 code for a protein of 466 amino acids. The record is from RefSeq and is a predicted model, not a curated record. The transcript is spliced from 4 exons. Lineage: Eukaryota; Metazoa; Chordata; Actinopteri; Cypriniformes; Cyprinidae.
UGUUCCUCGUGAACUCCACCCCGCAGCUCUUCACCUGCCCCGGGAUCACGGCGAGCUCCGGUGAGCGCAGGGGACGCUUCCAUGGCGGAGUCUCAGCUCCGGUGUCUGGAGGACGGGCUCAUGCCCCCCGCGGUGCCCGAGUCCCGGCCGCAGUUCUACUACAGCGAGCAGCACCGGGCGGCCCUCGAGCGCCUGAUCACCGGCGGACACGGAGCCUUCACGAGCCUCCUGAAGGACGAGGACGGACAAGACUUCCUGUCUGCGCGGGAGGUCAAGACCAUCACCGGCACCUUCGUCAAAUACCCGAGUGAGGAAGACGACGGAGCGAAGCGCGGGAGCAGAAACAGCUCCGGGUCAAUGCGCUCCACGUACUGGCCGCAGAUGUCGGACACCGAGGUUCCGCCGCUGGACCUGGGCUGGCCCUCAUCCGGGCUCUUCAAAGGGGUCACCCGGGUGUCGGUCUACACUCACCCGCCCAAAGAGAACAGCCCGCACAUCAAGGAGGUGACCCGCAAACUCAUCCAGGAGUCCAGCAAGGUCGUGGCGAUCGUGAUGGACCUGCUGACCGAUCUGCAGAUUCUGCGGGAUCUGUUUGAGGCGUCCAAGCGCGGUGUUCCCGUCUACAUCGUUCUGGACGAGCCGGGAGCGCCGCUCUUUCUGGACAUGUGCAGCCGGCUGCAGGUCGGACACAGAGAGCUGAAGAAUAUCCGGACUCGGACCGUGAAGGGAAUCGGGUUGAAUCUGUCCAUGGGGAGAAUCCCAGGAAACGUCCAGAGCAAGUACAUGCUCAUCGAUGGAGAUAAAGUCAUGUUUGGGACGUACAGUUUCUCCUGGAGCUCUUCUCGGAUGGACAGAAACAUGAUCACCGUGAUGUCGGGACAGGUGGUGGAUUUCUACGAUAACGAUUUCCGAGAACUUUACGCCAUCUCAGACAAACUGGACCUGUUUAAGCAGUUUCACAUGACCAAGCCUCAAACGGGAACCCUGUCCCGGGCCUCAGUGUCCAAACGCCCCGCAGCGGCCACUUCACGCUUCCAGGUCAAUCUCGGAGACGUGACGCGUGGAGAUGGGAAAGUGCCUGCACACAAAUACCACAAUCCCAAAUACCUGCUAGCGCUCGGACAGAUCCCGGGACCCACGGGGCCGCUGCAGGACUUCCUUAAUAAGAUGGAUCCGGAGCCGGAGCCGGAGCCGGAGCCGGAGCCGGAGCCGGAGCCGGAGAAUCCCACAGCAGACCUGGAGAACAUCACACCUGCUCCCUCUCCACCCGAGAAGAAAGAGUCCAAGAAACUCAGAAAACUGACUUUUAACACAAAGCGGUGGAGGAAAGGGAAGAAGGAUAAAACAAGUGACGCGGUUAUAGAAGAGAACGCUGCGAACCCUUCAGACGAGGCGUCGAAACACACGCUUCCCAGAGACGAGACGCAGGACAGCCUCAAGAAGAAGAAGAGAGGAUUCAGAUGCCUUUUUAUAAAAAGCUAACGCCAGCUGUUUGAAUUACAGACCACUGAAACCUGUUAACCCUCAUUCAGCCGUGUUUAGAGGACACAGGGUUCCUGAUGUGUUUGUGAUGCGAGCGAUGUGUAAACAGCUCAGUGUUCACGUGUGUGACACGACAGAGAAACCUGAGGAAGAAACCUCUACAUUACAUUAGGUUUCUCACAUCUGUCAUUCUGGAAGCGUGAGGAAAAAGGGAAAUAUGGUGCAUAAGGGUUUUGUAUU